UCAUGCAGCGGCUCGGUCCUCCUGUGAGGACCAUAAUGACAUCCUUUUGGGUCGGGUGCUCCGCGGUGCCUGCCUGCUGCUGCUGCUGCUGCUGCGAGCGGCAGCUCUGACAUGGAAAGCCCCCCUCAGCUGCAGCCCUUCUACCCAGAGCAGUGUGAGCACCAGCAGCACGACUGCGGGCGGGAGGAUCGACUCGGCGAGCAGCAGCAGCAGCAGCGCGAGCGGAGGCGCACCUGCAGUCGCUGCACCUGCGAGGCGCGGAGGAGCCUCGCGUUCCGCGGGACGCCGCCGACCACCGUGGGAACUUUGAGGACGCCCUCGGAGACGUCCUCGAGGCACGGCUGCCAGACCUGCGACUUCACACCCUCCAGUCAUGGUAGUUCCUCCAGACAUCAUCAUCAUCAUCACCUUCCUCACCAGCAGCUGCAUCCUCAUCCUCCUCCUCAUCAUCAUCAUCAUCAGCAGCAGCAGCAGCAGCCGGGCAGCCUGGGCAGCAGCCACAGAGAUACCAACUCGUACAAUGAAACAGCCAUGAGCAGCUGCAGGUACAACGGCGGAGUGAUGCGGCCGCUCAGCAACUUGAGCUCGUCCCGCAGGAACGUGCACGAGUUCGACUCCGAGUCGCAGCCGCUGCAGCCCCUCUCGGCCGCAGAUGCGUCGGACGGGCUGGUGUCCAAGCCGGAGAACAAUUCCACCACGGUGAUGCCUUACGCAUCGGGGGACGGAGGGGGAGGCUGCGGCCACGGAGGAGGAGGAGGAGGAGGAGGUGGUGGUGGCGGCAAAUCUGGGAAGAAGAAGAACCAGAACAUUGGGGAGAAGCUGGGACACAGGCGGGCCUUGUUUGAGAAGCGGAAGCGUCUGAGCGACUACGCGUUGAUUUUCGGGAUGUUUGGGAUCGUUGUUAUGGUUAUAGAGACUGAACUCUCAUGGGGAGCCUACGGGAAGGAAUCCCUGUAUUCUUUAGCUCUAAAAUGCCUGAUAAGCCUUUCUACAAUCAUUCUCCUGGGGCUGAUUAUCAUCUACCAUGCAAGAGAGAUCCAGCUUUUCAUGGUGGACAACGCAGCCGACGACUGGAGGAUAGCCAUGACGUACGAACGCAUCUUCUUCAUCUGUCUGGAGAUCUUGGUGUGCGCCAUCCACCCCAUCCCAGGAAACUACACCUUCACCUGGACGGCACGCCUGGCGUACACCUACGUCCCGUCCAAGACGGACGCAGACGUGGACAUCAUCCUGUCCAUCCCCAUGUUCCUGCGGCUGUACCUCAUCGCUCGGGUCAUGCUGCUGCACAGCAAGCUCUUCACCGACGCCUCGUCCCGCAGCAUCGGCGCACUCAACAAGAUAAACUUUAACACACGCUUUGUGAUGAAAACCCUCAUGACUAUCUGUCCCGGCACUGUGCUGCUGGUCUUCACCAUCUCACUGUGGAUCAUCGCUGCAUGGACAGUCAGAGCUUGCGAGAGCCCCGCCUCUGUCAGUCAGCCUUUUAUAUUUACUGUUUAUUACAGGUACCAUGACAACCAGGAUAUAACCAGCAACUUUCUUGGAGCCAUGUGGUUGAUCUCAAUCACAUUUCUUACUAUUGGUUAUGGGGAUAUGGUCCCACACACAUACUGUGGAAAAGGAGUCUGCCUCCUUACUGGCAUUAUGGGUGCCGGCUGCACUGCUUUGGUGGUGGCUGUAGUGGCAAAGAAACUGGAACUAACCAAAGCUGAAAAACAUGUCCACAAUUUUAUGAUGGAUACACAGCUGACAAAAAGGGUGAAAAACACAGCUGCGAAUGUUCUCAGGGAGACGUGGCUCAUCUACAAGAACACCAAACUGGUGAGAAAGAUGGACCACGCCAGAGUCAGGAAGCACCAGAGAAAGUUUCUCCAAGCCAUUCACCAAUUGAGAAGUGUUAAAAUGGAGCAACGCAAGCUGAAUGACCAAGCAAACUCACUAGUGGACCUUGCUAAGACUCAGAACAUCAUGUAUGACAUGGUGUCGGACCUGAACGAGAGAGGCGAGGACAUGGAGAAGAGGAUUGCCCUGCUGGAGACGAAGCUGGAGACUCUGCUGACUAACUUGCAGGCCCUCCCUGGACUCAUCAGCCAGGUCAUCAGCCAGCAGCACAGGGACUUCAUGGAGGUGCAGCUCCAGCCGUACGACAAACACAACCCAGAGCGCUCGCAGUCAGUGUCACGACGGAGGUCGUCCUCCACGGCACCGCCCACCUCCUCAGAGAGCAGCUAGAGUCCAAGGGGAAGGCCUCCACUCAAAGACGUUUGCCAUCAUAUGGCCAACUUGCAUUUAUUGUAAAGCCUUAUGGUUUCAAUAAGUAUUAUCCAAAUUCUGAUGACAGAAUUUGAGUCACUGGGGAUGAUGGAUUUUAAUGGAUAACUUCAUGCUGUUAUUGAUUUUAUUACCUCAAAAGGUGUCGUUAUCCUUGCUCUGGUGACAGACCACAAAUAAUGGCGCUUCCCUCAGUUAAAGACCUACAGUAUCAAUGGGGCUAUGACAAGGACUCUUCUCCAUCUCUAUGCAGAGGUUGCCAGUUCUAGGAGGCAAAGUUACCAGGUGUGAAACUAUUGCACUAAAAUAGUGCUUUACACGGACUUUGUGCUUCUGCUGGCUUGAUUCAGUUGCUGUGCUCCAGUCAGGGAGCAUGUCGGUGACACUGAGGGAAAGUGCUGCGCCUUGACUGGCCUGGAGUCAAGUGACAGCAGGAGGAAGACGAGUAGCUCAGAUAACUUAAAAAGUCUUGAAGUGAGGAGUAAAAUAACAACAAAUAUAUUUUAGGUUAGAAACAGCAUCAACUAUAGCAGUUUUCCUUUGCAGAGUCCCCCUUGUAGAAUGCCUAUUUUUUUGGGAUGGGGGGACGACAUUGCAAGUAAUUUGACCCUCAAGUCGAAAUGAAUGCGUCCAAAUCUGUACUUGCACUUACUUUUUAAGCAAUGCACUCAAUGCUGACUGAUAUAAAGAUGUGCUACUCAUUAAAAGAUGAGUUUGGGCAUGGGUUUAAUGUCAUAAAUCAGGUCAAAAAGUCCUUUUUUGUUUGUUUUUCAUAAAGAUGCAUUCACGUAGACUUGUUGAAGUCGAUAGAAAUGCACUGAAUGAUCAUAAAGGAACCAUCUUAUUCUGUGUCUCCCCACUUCUGUGUGAUCUGUGCUCGCUGUCAUCCCAGCUGGGCAACAACAAAUGCUGAAUGACAGCUAAAAAAAUGCAUAUUUUUAUACAUUUUCAUGAGGACAAGCACACCUCUUAAAUAGAAAUCUGGUUUGAGAUACUGUAUCUUGGCAAGGAGAUUUUUUAGCAUAAAUACACACGUUAUUUUAACCAAGUAGGCAUUAUUAUUCACUAUUUUACCAUAUUUAUGGAAGUUACACAGAGCAAAGCAUGGGUUGGUCACUCAUCCAGUCAGCAGUGUUGAUUCUGUCACCCACAAACCAAUAACAAGACAGUUUGCAAAAAUGACAUCUGUGCAGUCUACAAACUUCAGCAAGAAGGAUACCAAUGAGAGAUUAUAUUGUAUGCAACUUUAAUGAUAAUUAAAUAAUAAAAACACGUAAUUAGACAGGCUUGUGUACAUUUUUUGUAAUGUGUGCAAUGGUGUAUCGAGCAACACUAAUGAUAAAGAGUUUUAACCUGACCAACAGACACAGGGUUUCAUUUGGGUAUUAAAUCAAAGCCAUUUUUUAUUUAUUUUUUUAAUAGAAUGUGCAUCACAACUAUUGUAUAAAGUAAAGCCUGGUAUUCAUA
Molecule: messenger RNA, 3738 nt
Organism: Austrofundulus limnaeus
Lineage: Eukaryota; Metazoa; Chordata; Actinopteri; Cyprinodontiformes; Rivulidae
Gene: kcnn2
Product: potassium calcium-activated channel subfamily N member 2
Exons: 9
Coding region: 112-2232 (706 amino acids)
Biological process (GO): potassium ion transport
Cellular component (GO): membrane
Molecular function (GO): calmodulin binding; small conductance calcium-activated potassium channel activity
Source: RefSeq, a predicted model, not a curated record